AUGACCAUCGUCCAUUCCUCGCACGAGUUUGCCCCAGAAAAAUGCGAUUGCCAAGCGGAUUUGGAUUCGGAGAAAGAGGAAUGGCAGACAAGAUUGAGACCUGAGGAAGGUGUGGGGAUGGCAGGCGAGGAACUUAGUCUGAGGUUGGGGCUUACUUUUUGUUUCAUCGCCACAUCUUCGGCCCUACCUAUUUCAAACUCUGGACUCAUCGGUGGUUCUGCGCAAAGGUAUUUGGUGCAGUUUGGCUACUUGCCUGAGUCUGAUGUGGAGGUGGGAAAUCUCCGUACUGAGGAUGAGCUUGUAAAUGCCCUCAAACACCUUCAGAGAUACGCGGGAAUCCCGGCGACGGGUGAGAUGGACGCGGCGACUCGGAAGCUGCUGAAGAAGCCCCGCUGCGGCCUCCCCGACCCCAUCCCCGUGGAAUCGGGGAGACGGAACAAGAGAUACACGCUCCAAGGGGCCAAGUGGGACCACACCAACCUCACCUGGCGGGUGGACAAGUGGACAACCCACCUUGGAAAACAUGAGGUGAGAACAGAGCUGGAGCAUGCUUUUGAACUAUGGUCAUCUGCCUCACGCUUGACCUUCACCGAGAUCCGCCACCAUUCAUCUGACAAUGAUGCAGACAUCCUUGUCUCCUUCCACAGGGGUUAUCAUGAAGAUGGAUACCCAUUUGAUGGGGAAGGGACAGUGCUGGCCCAUGCAUUCUUCCCAGGAUCUGGCCGGGGUGGGGAUGCCCACUUUGAUGAUGAGGAGAAAUGGGCCUCCCACCCCACUGUUGGUGGCAAAGGUGGAGUCAGCCUUUUUGCAGUAGCAGCUCAUGAAUUUGGUCACAGCCUUGGAUUAUCACAUUCCUCAGUUGAAUCUGCCCUCAUGUUCCCUUGGUACAAGGGACUUGAAUACUCGUACACCCUCCCCAAGGAUGAUACCUAUGGCAUUGAGCAGCUCUAUGGAGCGAAAGAUGGAACACGAUGGGCACCCCUCCCACCCAACCCUGCAACAAGCAGUCCCAGCAUACCAGUGCCACCCACGACCAGUCCUCCAACUCCACGAACGACCCCAGUGAAUCCACCUCCAAAGCCAGUGGAUGUGAAGCCAGACAGUUGUGAUACGGCAUAUGAUGCCAUAUCUGUAAUCAGGGGAGAGCUUUUCAUAUUUCGAGGAAAGUACUUCUGGCGUGUGGGGAAAGAUGGAUUGGUGCAGGGCGAAGCAAUUGAGAUCACGCGAUUCUGGUAUGGUCUCCCAAAUGACCUCACCCAUGUGGAUGCCCUCUAUGAACGACCUCAUGACAUGAAGAUCGUGUUUUUCAUUGAUGCAGAGUACUAUGUGUUUGAGGGGAACCAGAAGGAGAAUGGGUAUCCACGUCCCCUGACAGAUUUGGGUCUACCAAGUGACCUCUCCCACAUUGAUGGUGCCAUGGUCUGGGGUCACAAUGGCAAGACCUAUUUCUUUUCCUCCACAAUGUACUGGCGGUGUUAUCAUGAGACUGGAGGUGUCAGUGACAGGAAGCAUACUGGCCAACCACAUUCUGUUCACAUGGCAAAGCUUGUCAAGAAUGUGAAGGCAUGGAUCAGGUUCAGGCCGGUGAUCAAAAUGGAUACCUUGCACACAACCAUGCGAUUUGAUGAAGAACAUGGGAAGGUGGAACUGGACUACCCACGUGACAUGUCCAUGUGGCGAGGGAUCCCCUACAACAUUGAUGCUGUCACACAGUGGUCUGAUGGUGAGUCUUAUGCUAAAUUUCUGCUCUUUGGAAGU
This is a messenger RNA of Darwinula stevensoni, 1758 nucleotides long. NCBI's taxonomy places the organism in Eukaryota, Metazoa, Arthropoda, Ostracoda, Podocopida, Darwinulidae. The record is from the annotation of a GenBank genome assembly.